Molecule: messenger RNA, 2652 nt
Organism: Condylostylus longicornis
Lineage: Eukaryota; Metazoa; Arthropoda; Insecta; Diptera; Dolichopodidae
Gene: mlt
Product: tubulin-specific chaperone cofactor E-like protein
Exons: 7
Coding region: 599-2398 (599 amino acids)
Biological process (GO): protein folding
Molecular function (GO): alpha-tubulin binding
Source: RefSeq, a predicted model, not a curated record
AUAUGUGGAUUAGUGUUAAUAUAAAUUUGCAGUUUAACAAAUUUUGAAAUAAAUAAAUAAACAUAUGCAUACAAACAUAAAUAACCUAUAUACUCUUAAAUUUAAGUGUACAUAAACAUAUAUAUAGUUUAAUAUUUUUUAUUAUUUACUUACCUACAUUAUUUUUUUCGGUUUUUUGAAUGGAUAACCUAUUUUUGGAUUAUUACUGGUAUAUUGUAGACUUAUUUAUAUAAAAAUAAAGCCAGAAGAGAUUUCAACGAAUAUUAAAGCAGAAAAAGUUUUUGUUUGAUGAAUAUUAUAUGAAAUAAUCAUUUCUUUUGGAUAAAUAUACACAAACUUAUUUUGGAUAAUUUUCGUUUUUGGAUAUUCCUAUAUACAUACAUACUUGCAUAUAUUUACACAAUACAUACAAACCAUAAAUAUUAAAGAAGACAAAUAUUUUUGUUAUUCUUUAAUUUUACUAAAAGAGCUUUCAAAAACAAAAACUGGACAUAAAAUCUUUUGAUUUUAAAUUAAUAAAUAUUAAAAAAGAAAAAAUUAAAAAAAUUCAAUCAAAAUUAAUAAUAUAAUAAAAAAAUAAAAUUUCAAAUCAACGAAGAUGCCAUCACUGCUUGAAGCAAUUGAAGAAAAAUAUGGGGUGGGAUGCUGUGAUUUUUCUGGCCCACCAGAUCCUCAAGAACAACUUGUGUCAAUUUUUGUACCAAAACUGCCACCACUCGUAAGUGUUCCCCAAUUAUUAGUCCUUAAUGACUGUGAUAUUGAUUGUGCUGGUAGUGAAGAAGAUCUUAAAAAGAAAUGCCAUACAGUAAGGGAAUUAGAUUUGGCACAAAAUAAAUUAGCCAAUUGGAAUGAAGUAUUUCGUAUACUAGAGCAUAUGCCACGUAUUGAAUUUGUUAAUUUGAGCAAAAAUUUAUUAAAUGGACCAGUUAUUGCACCACCACAAACAACGUGCCUAAAACAAUUAAAAAGUUUAGUAUUAAAUAAUACUAGAUUAGAUUGGGAAAGUGUUGAAAGUUUAUUAAAAUAUGUACCAGCUUUACAAGAAUUGCAUUUAAGCUUAAAUGAUUAUCGUAAUGUAUUAAUUGAUACAAUUGAUGAUGAUUAUUGUGGUAUGAUGAUAACAUCAGAUUUAGAUGAUUUAACAUUAGGUGAUGAUGAUGAUGAUAAACCAGAAGAAUUAUGUCAAUGUAAAUUAAUUAAAACACACCAAUACCAACAACAACAACAACGUUUAAAUAAUGGCAACGAAAAUAAUAUAAUAAAUUCAGAUACAAUAUUAAAUUCAAAUACAUUAUGUUGUAAUGGAACAAAUAAAAUUUCUGGUACAGAAUUAAUACCUAUAGGAGCAUCAACAACAACAGCAGGAAUAACGAGAACAGAUAUACAAAAUAUUGAAACAACGAUAUCAAAAAUGACAGAAUUAAAAUUACCUUCAGCAACACAUGUAAAGGAUAAUUCAGUUGCAUCAUCUUAUCCUGGUAGCUCUUCCAUGAUUGCUUGUGAUAAACAUAAUAAUGUUGAAUCAUAUAAAAGAAGUGAUUCAACAAGUUCUAUGUAUAAAAAAACUGAAGCACAUAGUGGUGUUAGAAAAUUACAUUUUACUGGUAAUCCAGUACAAGAUUGGUCAGAGAUAUGCCGAUUGGGUAGAGUAUUUCCAAAUUUAGAUACUCUUGUAUUAGCAAAUUGCCCUUUAAAAGCUGUUGAAGCAGUGCCAAGACCGCCAUCAUCAAAUAGUGAUAAAUCAUCAAAUACCACCGAUGAUGAAGAUGUUGCACCACCUCAUGAAUUUUUUAAGAAUUUAGCAUUUUUAAACUUAAGCAGCACAAAAAUAAAUACGUGGGAUGAUGUUGAUCGAUUAGCACAAUUUCCAAAUUUGAAAAAUCUUCGUGUGCAGAAUUGGCCACUUUGGGAUAAAUGCGAUUCAACAGAGUAUGAACGACGUCAAUUAUUAAUAGCAAGAUUACCAUAUGUUCAAACUUUGAAUGGUGGUGUUGUAACAACUGAAGAACGUGAAGAUGCUGAAAGAGCUUUUAUACGUUAUUAUAUGGAUAAACCAGAAAGUGAUCGACCAGCACGUUAUAAUGAAUUAAUUGCCAAACAUGGUAAAUUAGAUCCAUUGGUUAAUAUUGAUUUAAGACCAGAGAAACGUGUUAAAAUAACAUUUACUUAUGGUGAUAUUUGUGAAGUUAGAAGUUGUGAUGUUUACAGAACUGUAAUCGAUUUGAAAAUGCGAUUGGAACGUAUUGUUGGCAUACCACAUAAUAAGAUGCGUUUAUAUUAUGUUGAUCAAGAUUUAAGAGAUCAUCAAGGACCCGAGGAAAUGAAAUACCCUCAUAAAAGAUUAUAUAGUUAUAAUAUACAAUCUGGUGAUGAGAUCAUUAUUGAUCAAAAACGAUAAUUUUAUUUAUUAUGCUUUUUUUUUUAUUCUUGAGGAAGUUUUUACACUUUAUAUUUCGUUGUGUUUUUUCCCCCUUGAUAUUUUAAUUUAAAAAACAAAUGUUUGAAUGUUAAUAUAAAAAAUAUAAUACAUAUUUUAUUUUUAAAAAUUAUUUUAUAUUUUAAGUUGAAGACAAAAGAAAUGUAUAGAAAAAACAAAUAAAUAUUUUUAAUAUUUGAAAAUAAAAAAUCAUGAAGGAAAAUAUUAUUAUUAAA